AUAAUAAGCUUCACUUAAAGAACAUGGAUACCAUUCAAUUUGCACGCUGUUCUAGCCAUGUAUCCUUGCUACCUGAUAAAAAAACAAAGCAACCUUUAAACAUAUUUUGAAACAUUUAUGUUUUUCUCAUGAAAUCAGCAAUAAUACAAAAGUGUUAGAUCACAAUAAUAUUUCUGAGAAAGAGAACAUAUAUUUCCACAGAGGAAUGAUAUUAAUCUCUAUGUUAAUCCAAUUAUUGCUCAUUAAUAUUUCUAAGCCUUUAAAAAAAUUUCGGACAUUACUUGAGGAUUUUCUUAACAACGGUGUUACUACUCAAAGAGAUAGCGAUAAAUAUGUCUUUUCUUGGACAUUCAGACAUUAGACUAGACCUGGACAAAGAUAUUAAGCGCGAAGAUGCGAGAUAUUAUCCUGCUCUUUCUAUCAUGGCGUCUAAGCUUGCUUAUGAGAAUGAAGCUUUUAUUAAAUCAGCCGUCACCAACCGUUGGGAGAUGGAGUUUGUUGGCUUUUACAAUUUUUACAAUGAAUUUCAACAUAAAUCAACAACACAAGCAUUCAUAUUCCAACCUCUAUCUUAUUACACAAUUAGAGAAAAACUCAAGGAAAUGUUGGCAAGUAAUAAAAAUGCAAAGUUUAUUGUGACAGGACAUAGUUUAGGAGCUGCACUUGCCAUUCUGUUUCCAUCAAUAUUGGCUUUGCAUGGAGAGAAAGAGUUAUUAGAUAGGUUAGAGGCUGUUUAUACAUAUGGUCAGCCUAGGGUUGGAGAUGAAGAUUUUGGACUGUUUAUGAAAAAUUGUUUGAGAAGACAUAAUAUUAAGUAUUAUAGGAUUGUUUAUCGCUAUGAUAUUGUGGCUAAGUUACCAUUUGAUAAUACUUUGAUGACAUUCAAGCAUUUUGGAAAAAGCUUACACUUUAACAGCCUUUAUCAUGGAAAGGUUAGCAUGCAUAUAUAUUAUCACUCUUUCGAUAUAAUUCAGCACUUUCUUUGUUGCUUUAAAAUUACACUAUUUAGAAACUUUUUUAUGAGAUAUCCUCGGCCUCAACCAUCAGCUUAAGCUUUUAGUUGAGUUCUUCUCUUGACAUGGUACGUAUCAGAAGUAUACGUGACGGAAGGUCAUGUGUUCAAAUCUCAUCCACGCCUCAUGUCAAAGUGGAAUAUUUCGCGUCAAGUAUAAGGAGAGCUUGUGUAGCAUUCACAAUUCUAGCCCAAAGGGCUUUCGUGUGAGGGGGCGUGUCCAUGAUAUUUAAUAUCAUGAGGUUUCAACCAUCAGCUUAAACUUUUAGUUGAGUUGGUCUCUUGACAAUCUCGACGCUAAAAUUAUCAAUUUAAACUUUUGUUUGACCAAGUUGUUUGGUCAAUACAACGGAAGGUCAAAAAUUUAAAUCUCAUUCACAUUACAUUUAAAAAAUAGAAUAUUAAGCGUCGGUAUUAAUAACUCACGUAUUGUGUUAACCCAAACUACUCUAACCCAAACUACUUUCGUGCAUCAUGGUGUGAUAUAGCAUAAAACAUUUGCAUAUCAUAAGAAGUCAAUAAUAAGCUUAAGUCUUAAGUUGAGUUGUUUAUUCAAAUUUUCAGAAACAAGCAGGGAAUAUGUGUUCGCUUUGUGUCAUUGGUUCACCAUUUGAUCAUAUUUACAGCAACAUAACUGCAAGUUUGAGACGAACAUAAGCCAUUGUAUGUCGUAGUUGUAUCAUUGGAAAGAACAAAGGGCAUACUCAUUUUUAAGCACACACAAACAGAAUUUUAAGCCCUUUUUGUAUGUAUAAGCUUGUUUUGUUGUAUAUUAUAAAAUGAUUUUUGUAUUUCGCAGAUUUAUCAAAUCAUCAUACAUUCUCAUCACUUUUUACUUCUUUGAAAAGAACAUAUUAGGGCUGUCAAGUAAUUCUCAAUUUGUAAGUUCAAUAUAUUCAAGCUCGUGUUGACAGCUUGUCUACUUCAUAAAAUGAUGUUUGGAUAUUGUUUAGUUCAUUAUUGUAUUACAUGUAAACUAUUUCACUUUAAAUUAAAUUUUUUAAGAAAAUAGAAUUUCUUGGUCCGCAUGCGCCCCACCAACUAGUAUUGAAUAAAUGCACAAUAAAUCCCAAAUUUCCGAGUCUCAGGCAUUUGAUAAUCUUUUCCUUGUAUGGAGGGAGAUAAAUCGAUAGUCGAUAAUCUUUUCCCAUGUUGGGGGUAUCAAACCUAAAAAGUUUCAGCUAAGUUCAUCCUGUUUAGGAAAUUCCAUCGUUAAAAAAUGAUUGAGGAAGGUAUUGCAGCACCGGCAUCAUGUGUCUACUGAGAUCUUACCCAAAGAUUACACCAACAAAAACCCUAAAAGGGCUCUUCAUAAAGACUGAUUAUUGUAGAUGGUGAGUAUAGAUUUUUUUUUUUUUUUUAUUGUCUACAGGAGUGUGUAUGAAUUCUAGAGUGUAACAUUUAAUGAAUUGGAAAAGCAGCCAAGACCUUAAGUUACCGGCUGAGUUCUGUUCCAUGCAGAUUGAUCAUAAUCAUCAAAUCCAUUCAUGUAACGGCUGCGACCUUCUUGCAAGUACAAUACUCCAGACCAAACCCCACGUAUAAGUAAAAUGCUCACAAAUACAACACUUCCGAGAGUACAAAUGACCUGCAUUUUGGAGUGGAGCAAAAGACAUCAGCAUGGUGAACACAAAAGGCCAGAAAACUGUUGCAAUUAAUUAAGAUAAUGAAGAGGAUACUACAAUUUACCAGUCAAUAUUCCAAGUACUAAACACACUAACCAAUUCACAUAACCGACAGUUUUAAGUUCACACAACUUGCUUACGCAUAGCAAUCACAAACACUAGUAGCUACUAUCUAGAACAAAAAAUUGCUCAUAGAUGAUGGAUUUUGUACCCAGUUAACAUGCAUAAAAAUACACUUAUGAGGUGAGGGUGACAUUGUUGUCAUUGUAUUAAUAAUAAGCAGAUGCCUCAAGCCUCAAUAUAACUCCUUUGCCUAUGAAAAGAAAUAGAGACAAGCAGAAUGUGAUAAGUCAGAAGCUUGCAAGAUUGAACCAAAAAAUCCUUAAUCAUUCGAGGAGCAGUGCUACUGAUAUUAGCUCUAGAAAACAACAUAGUAUGUGAAUGAUCAUAAUUCAUAACAACCAAAACAGAGGAGGGAAGAUAAGAAUCCAUCCACACCUUUUGUAGUCCAUGUUUGACAUUGAUCUAAAGAUGCCCAAGUUUUUGCAA
Messenger RNA from Amaranthus tricolor (Joseph's coat), 3186 nucleotides. RefSeq names its product triacylglycerol lipase OBL1-like. Gene Ontology annotation, molecular function: triacylglycerol lipase activity. The record is from RefSeq and is a predicted model, not a curated record. Gene Ontology annotation, biological process: lipid metabolic process. The coding region runs from base 333 to 1052 and encodes 239 amino acids. Lineage: Eukaryota; Viridiplantae; Streptophyta; Magnoliopsida; Caryophyllales; Amaranthaceae. The transcript is spliced from 4 exons.